AUGAAGGCAUACUGGUUUGACAACCUCCCUGGCGACCAACGCCAACCCCAUGACUCCGGCCGCUCAGUCGACCCAGACUACCUAGAAAAGCUCGGUGUCAUCUACCACAGCGUACCAGAAGUCUCGGGCGUGGAGCCCAUUGCUACAUCGCGCAACUACAAGAACCGGGAUGAGAUCAUCGUUAGCCCAGAAAAGAUGGGCGACAUCUACGAAGAAAAAGUCAAGUCAUUCUUCUCCGAACACCUACACGAAGAUGAGGAGAUCCGGUACAUCCUCGACGGUGCGGGCUACUUUGAUGUGAGGAGCGAGGGCGAUGACUGGGUGCGGAUUUGGCUUGAGAAGGGUGAUCUGAUCAUUCUGCCGCCGGGGAUCUACCAUCGUUUCACUACUGAUGAGCAGAACGUGAGUGAAUUAGAAAAUUGGAAAAACAUGGGAGUCGAGAGUGCUAACAUGUCUUGCCAGUACAUCAAGGCUAUGCGGCUGUUCAAGGAGGACCCGAAGUGGACGCCGCUAAACAGGGGAAAGGAGACGGACGAGAACCAGUACCGGAAGCAGUACUUGACAGAGUACUUGAAAGCUAAGCAGGGAGUUGCAGCUUAG
This is a messenger RNA of Alternaria incomplexa, 600 nucleotides long. It is a transcript of the gene ADI1, whose product is annotated as 1,2-dihydroxy-3-keto-5-methylthiopentene dioxygenase. Lineage: Eukaryota; Fungi; Ascomycota; Dothideomycetes; Pleosporales; Pleosporaceae. Bases 1 to 600 code for a protein of 199 amino acids. The transcript is spliced from 2 exons. Gene Ontology annotation, molecular function: acireductone dioxygenase [iron(II)-requiring] activity. The record is from RefSeq and is a predicted model, not a curated record.